Molecule: messenger RNA, 931 nt
Organism: Cetraspora pellucida
Lineage: Eukaryota; Fungi; Glomeromycota; Glomeromycetes; Diversisporales; Gigasporaceae
Source: the annotation of a GenBank genome assembly
AUACGGGCACAAUGCAGUUUUAGUUAAAGAUAAGCUUUAUUUUUAUGGUGGAUCUUCCGUAUCUUCUUCCUAUACUUUUUUUUAUCUUGAUGUUUCAAAGUCUUUUGAUUUAAUCAAUACUUCAUCAAUGCACUGGACUGAUCUUAGUUUUGUUACAAGUAUAUCCCGAACUUAUGGUGCUUCUGUUGUUAACGAUAAUUCUAUUUAUUUUUUUAGUGAUGGCAAUUCAUUACGUCGUGUUGAUAAAUUUGAUACGUUAACAGAACAAUGGGUUACUCUUAAUUUUUCUGGAAAUGCAAUAUUGGCAUCGACAGGCAUAUCUUAUGUUCAAGGCGUUAUUUCAAAUAACACAAUUUAUUUCUUUGGUGGAAGCACUCAAAUCAGUAUUACUCAAACUCAGCAUGACCUAAUUUUAGUAAUAGGAGGAUAUCCACUAGGUCGAAUAACUUCCUUAAAUAUUAAGACCUUUGUAUGGGCAAAUAUUACGGCUUUGAACGACGGCUUUAUACCUGGAUUAUAUUAUCAUACCGCUACAUUAAUUAAUAAUUAUGUUAUUAUUGCAUUUGGGAACUAUGAUACUUAUAAUCCUUAUUAUCCUACCAUUUAUUAUAGUGGCUAUAAUAAUAAUAUUUCUCUUCUUGAUAUAAAUCAAAAAGAUAAUUAUAAAUGGGUUAAUUCAUAUGUUAUUCCAAAUAAUACCCAAGCUCAAACUCCAACCUCAAACCUAACUCGAUUUGAUCAAAGUAAUAAUAUUACUCCUAGCGAAAUUUUUGGUAUCGUUGGUGGAGUUAUUGAUGUUCAAAAUAAUAAGUCUAAUAGUAUAUUAAAGAAGAAUUUUCAAAAGAAUAAAAAAGGAAAAGAGUCUGUGGGUGGUUCUUUUUGUAUAGAUUUAAGAUCAUAUAAGUUUGAUGAUGUUAUUGAUAGUAAAUAA